AUGGCGGCCGCGGGCAUCAUCCCCAACCACAUGGCCGCCGGUCCCGACGACCGCCGCGCCUACAUUGUCAUCGUCGCCGUCGUCGGCCUCGUCUGGAGCCUGCUCGUGCUGUGCAUCCGCGUCUUUAUCCGCCUCCGUCUCAGCGGGCCCUUUGGCGCCGACGACGCCGCCGCCUCCCUAGCCACCAUCAUUGCUGUCUGCCAGACGGCGACGGUGCUCUACGCUGUCCGCCAAGGCGUAGGCGUCCGCGACAACCCAGCCUAUCAUGACAGCGUAGACUCUGGGCUCAAGGCGUACUAUGCCAGCACAAUCAUGUACAUCAUGGCGCUCUGCCCGGCCAAGGCGUCCAUGUCGCUGCUGAUUUCGCGCGUCAGCCGACAAGCCGCCGACAAGCACCUUCUCGCCACGCGCAUCGCCACCAGCAUCAUCGUCCUUUGGGGUGUCGCCUCCGUCUUCAUUGUCGCGUUUCAAUGCGGCAGCACGCAGCCGUGGGACCUGGCCGCCCCCGGACACUGCACCGGUCUUUUCCCGCGCUGGCUCGCCAUUGAAGCCCUCAGCCUCGUCCUCGAGCUCCUCAUCGCCAGCCUCGCCUUCUCCCUCGUCCUCGGCCUUGACCUCGCCCUGCAAACCAAGCUCAUUGUCAUCCUCGCCUUUUCCGCCCAACUGCUCGUCGCUAUCCCCGUCGCCUACCGACUCGUCCUCCUCCGCGACGCCACCACCACCACGCACCGCGGACCCGUCCUCUUCAUCCUCGCCGACACCACCAUAGUCACCCAGGUCGUCAUGCACUUUUCCGUCAUAGCCGCCACGUUUCCCUGCUUUCGACAGUUCUUGCACGCCUUCAGCAACGACUUUGGGGCCACCACCAAGAUGGGCACCGACGAGGACCGCUCGGUGGACCGCAGCCACGGCCAGCGGAGCAACAGCAAUAGCUACGCCAUGUCGGUGCUGCGGGAGCAUUACCGUGGCAGUAUCCAGACGACAAGGCCGCAAGAUGUGGAAUCGGAGAUCGAGGUCGAGGAUGGCGUGCUUUUGCCUCGAGCGCCGCCCCGAGACCGAGUGCUGACGCCCGUCGACGACGGUCGAAGCCUGCAGAGCAUAGGCAGCGACCGUGCCAUUAUGCAGAACAAGCAAAAGAGAGCCCGAUGA
This is a messenger RNA of Cordyceps militaris CM01, 1149 nucleotides long. RefSeq lists its product as uncharacterized. Lineage: Eukaryota; Fungi; Ascomycota; Sordariomycetes; Hypocreales; Cordycipitaceae. The coding region runs from base 1 to 1149 and encodes 382 amino acids. The transcript has 4 exons. The record is from RefSeq and is a predicted model, not a curated record.